Molecule: messenger RNA, 1941 nt
Organism: Medicago truncatula (barrel medic)
Lineage: Eukaryota; Viridiplantae; Streptophyta; Magnoliopsida; Fabales; Fabaceae
Product: cytochrome P450 705A5
Exons: 3
Coding region: 167-1741 (524 amino acids)
Cellular component (GO): membrane
Molecular function (GO): oxidoreductase activity, acting on paired donors, with incorporation or reduction of molecular oxygen, NAD(P)H as one donor, and incorporation of one atom of oxygen; heme binding; iron ion binding
Source: RefSeq, a predicted model, not a curated record
AGAGCUCCCCUCCCAUUUUCCUCUAUAGAAUCCUCCUCCAAUAGAAUUUGUUUCUUCCACUUGCUCUUUCCUUUUUUACGCAAGCCUUUCUCUUCUUUCCCCUCCACCACAAUACAAACUCAUCUUUAAUAGGAAAAACAGUUUCUGCCCUUGUCACCACCAUAUCAUGACAGAGACCCUCUUGUUGUUAUUGCUACUCUUUUCACUCUUCAUCAUAGCUUACAUAAUAAUCUUCUUCUUCACCACUACAACCACCGUUCUCCGCCUUCCACCAAGUCCACCAUCACUCCCUCUAAUAGGCCACCUCCACCUCCUCACUCCAUCUCUCUACAAAUCCUUCCAAUCCAUCUCCUCAAAACACGGCCCUCUCCUCCACCUCCGUCUCGGCCCCUCUGGCCACCUCCUCCUCGUCUCUUCUGCCUCCUCCGCUGCCUCUAUAUUCAAAACAAAUGACCUCGCGUUCUCUUCUCGACCGGCAUUUACAUUUGCAGACAGACUUCCUUAUGGCACUUCAGGUUUUAUUACAGCUCCUUAUGGUCCUUACUGGCGUUUCAUGAAGAAGCUAUGUGUGACGGAGCUGCUGAGUGGCCGGCAACUGGAGCGGUCGAGGAGUAUAAGAAGAGAUGAGAUUGAGCUUUCGGUGAAAAGGGUGUUGGAGAAUGCUGGCAGUGCUGCUGCUGUUGAUUUGGGUGCUGAGCUUAUGAAGUUGACCAAUAAUGUCACUUGUAGAAUGGUCAUGAGCACCAGGUGUUCGGAGAAAUGUGACGAUGCUGAUAAAAUUAGGAAGUUAGUGAAGGAGUCUUUUGAGCUUGCUGCCAAAUUGUGCUUUGGUGAUGUGUUGGGGCCUCUCAAGGAGUUGAGUUUCUGGAUGUAUGGAAAAAAGGCUAUGGAUGUUAGCAGAAGGUAUGAUGAACUGUUUGAGAAGGUGAUGAAGGAGCAUGAACACAAAAGAUCAUCAUCACAUGGAAAUGGUAAUGAACAUAGAGGUGAUGAGAGUGAGAGGGACUUGAUGGAUAUUUUGUUGGAUGCUUAUCAUGAUGCUUAUGCUGAGUUCAAGAUCACAAGGACCCAUAUCAAAGCAUUCUUUCUGGACCUCUUCAUUGCAGGCACAGACACCUCAGCAGAAGCUAUGCAAUGGGCAAUAGCUGAGCUCCUUAACCAUCCAGAAUCAUUCCACAAGGUAAGAAAGGAGAUAGAGUCAGUCACACAAAAUGUUAGGCUAGUAGAAGAAUCAGAUAUACCAAACAUGCCAUAUUUACAAGCAGUUGUGAAAGAAACACUGAGACUUUAUCCGCCAGGACCAGUUACAACAAGAGAAUGCAACCAAGACUGCAAAAUAAAUGGAUUUGAUAUACCAGAAAAAACAGCAGUAGCAAUCAAUUUAUAUGCUAUAAUGAGAGAUCCAGAAGUUUGGGAAGAUCCAAAUGAAUUUCAUCCUGAAAGGUUCUUGAAAGAAAAAGAGAAUCAAAGUAGUGAUUAUGACUGUCAGAAUGAUGCUAAAAGAGUGGCGUUUGAUUUUGUUCCAUUUGGAGCAGGAAGAAGAGGGUGUCCAGGGACAACACUAGCAUUCAGCUUGAUGAACACUGCAGUUGCUGCUAUGGUUCAGUGCUUUGAUUGGAAAAUUGGUGAAGAUGGAAAAGGAGAAAAGGUUGAUAUGCAAUCUGGUUCUGGAAUGUCUUUAGGCAUGGUUCACCCGCUUAUUUGUAUUCCUGUUUUACAUUUUAAUCCAUUUGAUGAAUAAUUCAACGACGCUACUUUUGUCGUUGUGUCUUCUAAAAAAUCACAAAUGUUUUGGAAGUAUACUUUCAGAUAUCAAAAGUACAAUAUUAUAGAUGGGAUAUUAGACCAUUAGACUCUACAAAACAAUAUUAAAUACAUUGGCAGAACUGUCUAACAAUAUCAUAGUUGUUUUGAAUUAUGCAGAUGCAUUGUGAUUAUAAA